AUGAAUUCGUUCUUUGUAGCGUCUCUGCCAAAGAACGCGCAGGCUUCCUGCGCCGCCUGUGCACGUUUCUCCGCCGCUUCUCUCUCCCCCUGUCCUUCCUACAUCUCGCACUCUUCUGCGAGAGGCGCGAGAAACUUCGACAAGAAUUUGUUCUUUCCGCCGUCUCACAAAAGAGCUGUCGCCUCUCCCGGUGUUGCCUGUCUUGCUUCCCUCCAUGUUUCACCCCUCUGGCCAUUCCCUUCCUCUACUCUCUCGGCUGGCUGUCUGCCUGGCAGGCAACGCAGUGGCAGACGUGGCAGUCGCCUCUCUGCUGCAAGUCGCGAAAGAGCUGACCAUACGAGUGCGGAGCGAAGCGAAACAAAUCGAGAAGCAUGGGGGAUCGACAGAGCCCAGGGGAGCGUUGCCGCUCGUAACUCUGAGGCAAGGAGUGCGACACCCGCUUCCGCCGUAGCCUCCGGGCUCUCUUUCUCAGUCGCUCCCUCGCCGCUCUCUGCCCCCUGUUCCCUCGGGCGGCGGGUAGCGUCAAGCUGUACGUACACCCGAGCGUUUAGCAGCGAGGCGGACGCUGGAAGCAAGUACGGGCCGGAGCCGCCUCAGCCGCCUGCCGGUCUCCACUGGUCGUGGUGGGAGCUUUACGUGAAGGGCGUGAAUCCAGAGUAUCCUCCUCGCCAGCGCAUGUAUGCGUUUCUCACGGCGGCAGGCGUGGAUGUGCUGGAGAUGGAGAUUCGGGAAAUAGAAGACGUCACACGCUGGCUAGAAAUGCGAAAUGUAUACGGGGAGAAAUUCCCGCGUUUUCCGUACGACGUCACCUUCGAAGACAAAAUCGAGGCUCUCAAAGAAAAGUACCCCUUGGCGACAAAGGAUAACCACGAUUAA
Messenger RNA from Neospora caninum, 876 nucleotides. RefSeq lists its product as hypothetical. The coding region runs from base 1 to 876 and encodes 291 amino acids. The transcript has a single exon. Lineage: Eukaryota; Apicomplexa; Conoidasida; Eucoccidiorida; Sarcocystidae. The record is from RefSeq and is a predicted model, not a curated record.